UGACAGCUCUCUCUCUCUCUCUCUCUCUCUCUCUGACUCUCUGCUUCUCCAUCAAUGGCUACCAUUAGUAGUUUACGCAUAUGUGCAUCUGAUCAUCACUCUCGUCUUCCUCGAAUCUCUGACGCAGCAGAUCAACCUCGUCACACAAACCAAAUCGUCACGUUUUCUUCGUCUCCUCCUAUUUCCAGAAGAGACGCGAAUCUUAUUCUCCUCGGCUCGCUUCCGUUGACGAGCUUCUUCGUUCUACCGCCGAGCUCUUCGGAGGCGAGAGAGAGACGGAGCAGGAAAGUCAUCCCCCUCGACGAGUAUUCCACUAGCCCAGCUGAAGGGUUGAAGUACUAUGACAUUGAGGAAGGCAAAGGUCCAGUAGCCACAAUAGGAUCAACUGCUCAGGUGCAUUUUGAUUGCCGUUACAGAAGCAUCACUGCAAUCUCCACCAGAGAGUCCAAGCUUUUGGCUGGGAAUCGUAGUAUUGCUCAGCCAUACGAGUUCAAGGUCGGAUCAACUCCAGGAAAGGAAAGGAAACGAGAGUUUGUAGACAAUCCAAACGGGUUGUUCUCUGCACAGGCUGCACCAAAGCCUCCUCCAGCUAUGUAUUACAUAACUGAAGGAAUGAAAGUCGGUGGCAAGAGAACGGUGAUUGUUCCACCUGAAGCUGGUUAUGGUCAGAGAGGAAUGAACGAGAUACCGCCUGGAGCUACGUUUGAGUUAAACAUAGAGCUGCUUCAGGUGACUCCCCCGGAAGAGAAAAACAAGUGAACAAAGAUUCUUCCCAACACUGAUAAAGAGAAGCUUGAAGCUUUUUCACAAGCCCAACAUUUGUCUAAAGAUCAUUAGAGAGGAGAGAAACUAGAGAGAGAGAGAGAAAAAAAAGAAUGUAAAUUUUCGACUCCGGUACACUAAAUAACCGGGUAUUAUUUGUUUGAAUAGAAUCAUCUAUCAAACUUCAAAAGUAGCUGGUUCUUA
This is a messenger RNA of Raphanus sativus (radish), 966 nucleotides long. RefSeq names its product peptidyl-prolyl cis-trans isomerase FKBP18, chloroplastic. The record is from RefSeq and is a predicted model, not a curated record. Gene Ontology annotation, cellular component: chloroplast thylakoid lumen. Lineage: Eukaryota; Viridiplantae; Streptophyta; Magnoliopsida; Brassicales; Brassicaceae. The transcript has 6 exons. Bases 55 to 759 code for a protein of 234 amino acids. Gene Ontology annotation, molecular function: peptidyl-prolyl cis-trans isomerase activity.